GUGAUUCUUUCUUCAAACUCUUUUUCUCCUUACUCUCCUCCAUAGAUAGCUUAUCUUCUUCGAUCUCUCUUUUCUCUCAUGGCUUCUUCUUCUUCGACUCAGAUCAGAAGAUACCAUGUCUUCCCGAGCUUCCACGGCGCAGAUGUCCGUAAAAGGUUUCUCAGUCAUUUACACAAUUACUUUGAAAUCAAAGGGAUCACGACUUUCAAGGAUCAGGAGAUCGAGAGAGGCAAUUCGAUCGGACCUGAGCUCGUGAAAGCGAUUAGAGAAUCCAGAGUCUCGAUCGUUCUGUUCUCGACGAACUACGCUUCUUCGAGCUGGUGCUUAGAUGAAUUGGUCGAGAUCUUGAAGUGCAAAGAAGCUUCGGGGCUGAUCGUGAUGACGAUUUUUUACGAUGUUGAUCCGUCCAGUGUACGGAAGCAGAAGGGAGAUUUCGGGAACGCUUUCAUGAAAACUUGCCAAGGAAAAACAGAGGAAGUGAAGCAGAGAUGGAGCAAAGCUUUGACUGAUGUCGCAAACAUCGAAGGAGAACAUUCUCUCAAUUGGCCUAACGAAGCAGAGAUGAUCCAAAAGAUUGCUAGAGAUGUUUCGAACAAACUGAAUGUUACACCUUUCAGGGAUUUUGACGGGAUGGUCGGACUUGAAGCUCACUUGACAAAUCUGAACUCGAUGUUAUGCCUGGAGAGCGAUGAUGUGAAGAUGAUUGGAAUUUGGGGUCCUGCCGGAAUUGGUAAGACUACCAUUGCUAGAGCUUUAUACAAUCUACUGUCUAGCGAUUAUCGACUUAGAUGUUUUAUGGGGAACCUUAGAGGAGGAAGUUUUAGGAGCAUGAUUGGUGUUGAUGAUUAUGAUUCCAAGCUGUGUUUGCAAAACCAACUUCUAUCCAAGAUUUUGAACCAGAGGGAUAUGAGGGUACAUCAUUUCGGUGGGAUAAAAGAAUGGCUACAAAAUCAAAGAGUGCUUAUCAUUCUUGAUGAUGUAGAUGAUCUAGAGAAACUAGAGGCUUUAGCUAGAGAACCUUCUUGGUUCGGUCAUGGAAGUCGGAUCAUCGUGACCACAGAAGAUAAAAAGAUUUUGAAAGCACAUGGGAUCCAAGAUAUCUACCAUGUGGAUUUCCCAUCCAAAAACGAGGCUCUUGAGAUCUUUUCUUUAUCUGCUUUCAAACAAAGUUCUGUACGAGAUGGUUUUGAAGAGCUUGCAAAUAGAGUAGUAAAGUUUUGUAGCAAUCUUCCAUUAGGCCUUUCUGUUGUGGGUUCGUCUUUGCGUGGGGAGAGCAAGAACGAGUGGGAAAUUGAGCUAUCUAACAUGGAAAAAAGUCUUGACAGAAAAAUUGAGGAUGUGUUACGAGUGGGAUAUGACAGAUUGUCGAAGAAAGAUCAAGCUCUGUUUCUCCACAUUGCAUGCUUCUUUUUCUUCCAUGAAGAUGUUGAUCAUGUGGCAGACAUGCUCGCUAAUAACAGUAACAUCGAUGUUCCAAGUGGGUUGAAGACCUUAACUGAAAAGUCUCUGGUGCAUAUCUCUCAUUAUAGACAGAUAGUGAUGCACUCUCUACUACAACAGUUGGGUAGGCAAGUAGUUGUUCAACAGUCUGACGAGCCUGGGAAGCGUCAGUUUUUAGUAGAAGCCGAAGAGAUUCGUGAUGUACUGGAAAAUGAAACAGGUACUUCAUCUCUCAUAGGUAUAACAUUAGAUACGACCUAUAUCGACAAGCUCUAUAUAAGCAAGCGAGCCUUUGAAGGAAUGCACAAUCUCCAAUUCUUAAGAAUUUACCAACGAUUGGGUGGUAGCUUCCUACACAUAAAAGAGGACUUGGAAUAUCUACCUCGUCUAAGGUUACUAAAGUGGGAUUACUACCCGAGUAAAAGUCUUCCUGCAAGCUUUCAGCCAGAUCGUCUCGUCGAGCUCAAUAUGCAAUUCAGUAAUCUCAAGAAGCUCUGGGGAGGAAUCCAGCCCCUUGCAAAACUCAAGAACAUAAAGUUGGACCAUUCCGAUAGGUUGAAAGAAAUCCCAGAUCUUUCGAAUGCUACUAAUCUUGAGACACUGUCACUUACGUUUUGCUCAAGUUUGGUGGAGCUUCCCUCCUCUAUUAGGAAUCUACACAAACUGAAGAAGUUGCUUAUGAGAUGCUGCGAAAAGCUACGAGUUAUUCCCACCAACAUCAACUUAGCAUCUCUUGAGGAAGUCGACAUGAGUAACUGCUCGCAGUUGAGAAGUUUUCCAGAUAUCUCGAGCAACAUCAAGACUCUCCACGCGAGAAACACACAGAUAAAAGACGUCCCUGCAUCAAUUGUUGGACGUUGGUCUCGUUGUGAGAAGCUUGCGAUAGGCAGCAGAAGCCUUGAGAGAUUAACACAUGUCCCGCUAAGUGUUACCUCGCUAGACCUAACCAACAGUGAUAUAAAGAAGAUUCCAGAUUGCAUCAUAGGUCUCCAGCAUCUAGUGAAGCUCGUCGUCGAGAACUGCACAAAGCUCGAGUCAAUUCAGGCUCUUCCCCCUUCGCUCGUGUCCCUAAACGCAAACAAUUGUGUAUUUAUGAAGAAAGUAUGUUGCCCUCUCCACAAACCAGUCGAGGCACUCACGUUCUACAACUGUUUGAACCUGGAUGAAGAAGCAAGAAGAGGAAUCAUACAACAAUCGGUUCGCGAUUAUAUAUGCUUACCAGGUAAAGAAGUCCCUGCAGAGUUCACUCACAAAGCCACAGGAAAAUCCAUAAACAUCCCUCUGGCUCCGGGUGGUGAAGGGACUUUCUCUGCUUCCUCAAGAUUUAAGGCUUGCCUUCUGCUUUCGCCAAUUAAGCGGCGUCGAUUUAUUAGUAUAGUUUGUAGACUAAGAAGCAAAGGAGAUGUUACAACCAAAUUUCGGAGAUCUGUAUGGUAUUAUGAUCUGCCUCCUCUAUCGAAACAUCUGUUUAUAUUUCGUGGUGGUGAAAUUGGUGUGGGUACGAGCGAGAUUACAUUUGAGUUCAGCUGCGAUGACAACGAUGCCAAGAUCAUUGGGUGUGGUGUACAGUGUAAGAGUCGUGACUCCACAAGGAAUGUGUUACACAUGGAAGAGCGGGAAUAACACAAGUUUGCAAGUGACACAUAGGAUGCAGGAUGAAUGCUAACGUGGCACCACUGAUCCAAGGAAAGGAAGAAGAUCCUCAUAACAAGAAAGGAAGAUCAGAAUCUUAACAGAAAACGGAAAAGAGAUAUACUCGAGACAAAAGGGUAUAAAUCCUAAGUGAAAGGGGCUCAGUAGGGUUAGCCGUCCUGAGCAAGUAUUGAGAGAGCAAUAUUCACAAGAAGCUGAGUGAAACGUGAGGUUCUUGGUGAGUGAUUGUAAUCUAGUUACACAACUGUUGUUGUGUUAGGUUGGGUAGAUUAGGAAUUGGUCAGUGUCGAGUUGCUGUGCAAGGUCGUGUAAAACUGAUUAGACAGAUCAUUUGUGAUUGUCUAAGUGAUUUCUAAUAAGAGGCAAAAAUGUGUUUUGCAAAA
Messenger RNA from Eutrema salsugineum, 3476 nucleotides. RefSeq names its product disease resistance protein RML1A. Bases 79 to 3063 code for a protein of 994 amino acids. Gene Ontology annotation, molecular function: ADP binding; ATP hydrolysis activity. Gene Ontology annotation, biological process: defense response; signal transduction. The record is from RefSeq and is a predicted model, not a curated record. The transcript has 4 exons. Lineage: Eukaryota; Viridiplantae; Streptophyta; Magnoliopsida; Brassicales; Brassicaceae.